GAGUGAUCAGAAGUCAGGGUCGAGAGAGGAUCAGUUUGAGCAGAGAGAAAGAAGAGGAAGGGAGAGAGGGGGCUUUUAUUGUGGUAGAGUGAAGAGAGAGAGAGGGAGAGAAAAGGGGGGAGUCUGUGUUUGAACUUGUGUUUUCAGUCUGAGACUCACUUUCACACACACACCAACACACACUCAGAGGGACGCUGGGCGAGCGAGGACAACAUGCUCUGCUUAAAAGGUGAGCGAGAGAGGUAUAAGGGUGCGUGGAGGAGUUAAAAAGGAAGAAAUGCUGCAGAUUAAAGUGUGUGUGUAUAUGUAGGUCAUUUAGUCAGCUACAGUCUAUUAACACACACACACACUCUUAUCUCAAUAACCUUUCCUGUUGUGCGUGUUCUUGGUCAAAGAGGGUCGAGGGAGCUUCAUUUUGAGCAGAGAGAGAGAGAGUAACGGAGGGAACACGUUGAGGAGAUGCAGUGUUUUUCAGAUUUACAGCUGCUGCAGUGCUUUUGUGCUUCCUAUCGGUGACUGUUACUAUGGUAACUGCUAAUAGUCCCACUGAUACCCCUGAUUACUCUCAUAUUUAAACCUCCAUCCUGGUUCUGCUGAGACUUUAACACUCUCGUGAUGUUUUGUUUUGAAUUUGAGAGUUUGAGGCAGAAGGGGAAGUUUUGGGUCAGGAGACAUUCUUGUGUUUGACGUGUGUGUGUGUUGUCUGUGUGUGUGUGUGUGUGUAAGAGACAGUAAUCUCCUUGCUGACCUGUUGAGGCAGGUUGAAACAUCCCAUUCAGCCUCCUAAACACAGCUGUUUCUGCGCGCUGAUGUUGACUGAGUGGAUUUACAGCCACGACAUCGUCACAACAAGAUGCUCUAAAGUCUGCAUAUCUUUUUUUGACAGCUGCUUAAACACAAACUUCACUUCAGUAUCAAUCAAAACAUGAAAGAGAUGGAAUUUAAUCCGAUAAACGAGGAGGAUAAGUACCUGUAGAUGAGGGGAGACUGGGGACGGUUAUAAUGUUUUCGAGGCUGGCCCUCAUGGAUUACACUUGUCAUGUUUUAGUGUAAGAAACAUGAAUAUGUGCCUCGAUUAUCAAAGCUAUCACUGUGUUUUUACAAGUAAAGAUGACACAGUUUUAUUUCAUGUUAUUGUGAGCAGGACCUGAAUCAGAAGGUGCUCACUGCUGACCUUCUGUCGUCUGAUUCUGUGAUCCAAAUCUAGAAUUAACCCGUUUGUCACAGCGAUACAGAAUCAAGCAACAUGUGGUGCGUUGAGGUAAAUACCUGUCUCCCACAGGCCAUCUGCAGACCUGGAUAAUCCCCGUUAGAAGAUUAGAGAAGGAGAGAGGAGAGGAGGCACAAACACACACAGUCAACACCGUGUGAGGAGGAAAUUUAACAUGACAAGAGAAUUUGGAUUUUUAUCAUUUCUGGAGCUGUGAAAUUUGGCUUCGCUUCAGGUGGUCCCAUCUCAGAGGUUUUAUUAUGAAGGAAUGUGUCGCAUGGAGCUGCUGCAGUGGAUGGUGAUGUUGGAGGUUUGAGAUCAAAUCUGAAGAAAACUCGACUGUGGGAUGUUUUUGAGUUGCUGUCUUGAAAACAUACCUUUCUGAAAUAUCUAAGGAGGGUUUUAAUGACUGUCUGACCAUUUCCAUGAAGGACAAUAAGUCUGCUGUGUCGCUCUGAAGGACCUUCGAACGAGACACUUGUUGUUAGGUUAUUUUAUUUUGUGGAUUUACUUUGGAGCCUUUCUAUAUCAUUACCGAAGGUGUUGAAAUAUCAACAUUUAGCACAAAUAUAAAUUCUGCUCUCUGUGAACGAUGGAAUAGUUGAGGAGUUUUGAGAGCAGAAAGCUUCCCGUCAUCAUUUUGUUAGAGAACUCAGGGCUUUUACUUUGAAGGGCACUCUAAAGAUUGUAUAAAGGAAACACACUGUUGUAUGGACUUUUAUUGUGAAGGAGAGUUAAAUCAAGGACUUUUAUGAUGACAGGAUUUGAAUUCCCAGGGACUUUUGAAGUGAAAGGCGUCGUAUUCAUCGUCUCCAAUCUGUCCUAAGGGGCGGAGCCAAACACAGCAGGACAAGAUGAUUUCAUAUGUGGAGUGUCUGAGUGGUGAGGGGGCGGGGCCUGGUGUUGCAUCUCGCUGCUGGAACACAGGUCCUGAUGAAGAGCUAGAUGAACUUCUUCCACGCAAGAUGGCCGUCCUGCAACCUAAGACAGAGGGAAGCCUGCGCCGGCGCCUUCUCAGCGCCAAAAUUCACCAGCACCAUGACGCCAUCUUAAAUGCCAGUAGUGCUGGAAGGCCUGGGACACCCACAUUUGACAAAAAGUCCCUCCCACCUCACUUGCAGUAUCCAGGCAACAGCCCCUGGUACCUCCGCCAGCACCUCCCACCACGACCGCAUGUCCACCCUACUUUUUCCCCAGAGGCUCAUGGGAAACUUUUCCUCGCUCCAGAGGCUUAUGGGAAACCCCAUUCUGUACCAGUGCCCCUACAAGUGCAGCGCCCCACCUACCCUGUCCUCUCCCAGAGGUAUCGGACAAGUUCAAGUCCCCCCACCCCAGAACCCCGUCCUGGCUACACCCUGCCUGUCCCCUCCCCUCUUAGCAACCCGCCCCCCAUCAAAGAACCAGAGGUGCCGCCGCAGUACCGCUACAAGCCCAGCAGGAGGCGCAAGACAGGCUUAUUUCGCUUCAAUUUUCGCAGAGGGAGGAGCUCUCGGAGGGAAGCCACCCAGACCACGCCCCUUCUGUGUCCAGGUACUGCGAAGAUAUUUGAAAUAUUCCUACCGGUACAGUCCAUGCCUUCUUCAUUUUGGUCUCAGUCUUGGUCCAUGCUUGCUAAGUCUUACCCCACCUUUCUUACUUUAACUUCCUGUCACCUUGGUUCAGUUGUCUUUGGCCCUGAUGGUCCUAGCUAGUCUUCUUUGGCUCUCUGUGUUCCCGGAUGUUGUUGGAUGGCCUGGAUGAACCCGGCUUGUUUGCCUGGCUUCGGUCCUGAACGUUCCCAGCUAAUGUACUUUGGCUCUGUGUGGUUCUGAAAUGGUUCCAGCUUUGGCUCUCAUCAGUCUUGAGUAGUACAAGUUAGCCUCAGGUAGCCUGGUUGGGUCCGUUUUAAUUGAACCAAGCUGGAUUGCUUGUUUUGGUGCUGACUGGUACCAUCUGUCAUGGCUGUGUUUGGUCCUCAGUAGUUCUAGCUUUGGUUCUCUUUGGUCUACAUAGUCCCCUCUCUAUGAGCCCAUUCAGCCCAGUUCAACCACAUCUACCUUUAAGUGUUUCCAGCUGUCCUGAUUCGGCUCGGCUUGGCUUGGAGCUUCCUCACUCAGAUUAGGGGAUUGAUUUGUUCUGUCAUGCGUAGGUUCCAUCGACUGAAACUGGCCUAAGCGUUCUUGGCAUGCUGCAGACUUUGACCUGGAGGUUGAACCACAUCAGUGCGUUGCUAUGAAGCUGCGUAGUAAAGAAAGCUGCAGUUUAAUCGCCUAAUUCAAAUGUACUGAGAAGCUACGCUCUCUUGGAUUUGGUUUAGGGAUUUCUGACAUGGUUCUUCUAGAUAUUUUCAUUCAUCGUACUCAGACAUAAAUGAUGCAAAAUCUCUGGUCUUUAUUUUGAAAGUUACACCUUUUAAAUUUGCCUGAUAAUGCCGUGUUGGCCUGGUUUAUCCUUCUUUGCUUCACAUGUAAAUUUGAUCAAUCACAUUGCUGCUUUCUGCCUGCAGAUCUGUGAAAACGCUGCCUCUCUCUUGCAGCAUUUCACAGUCUCAUCAAUAAUGUAUCACGGCUCCUCUUAGAUAUUUCUCUCAGAUCAGGACUUACUUUAACUCUCACACAAACAAAAAAAUAACACUCUGGUUCUCCUUAUUCUCUCUUAAUUAACUCCCCUGUGUGUAUAAUCUCCUGUGUGUGGGUGUGGGUGGGUGGGUGUGAGCAGGGAUUAGCUGCUGCUCCAUACGCUACGCUAAUGGCUUAUUCCUCUAAUAGCAGAUGUACAGGCUUUACCGUGCAACAGCUGCUACCUGUUAGCUUCAGCUGCUACCUGUUAGCUUCAGCUACUACCUGUUAGCUUCCUGUUAUGCAUGUCUGACUGGUUCACUUGAGGCUGACGUCUUUGUAUUCUUGAUUCUGGACCAUAUCGCCUUGAGUCCGGACUCUUGGCUCUGAUUGGAUGGCGGACUGUCUUUUCGUUGCUCCUCGGAUCUUGAAGUCGUCGAACAUAUUCUGGCUAAAAACACAACUGUGACAUAAUGAUGGUGUGGCCUACUUACUGUCUAAUUAAUGAAGUUAAUUUAAACAGUGGGGAAGUGACGACAAUCGGACUGUCAGGCAUGAAGACAGAAGUAAUUAGCUGCUCCAGUGGCCCAGAUAGUUGGCACACUUACAAACUGGAACUGUCCCAGUUUGUGAUGAAGGUGAACCUCAACUCUGUCAACUUCCAGCACCAUAAUACGAAAAAAGGAGGCUGAGGCACCUUUGGUUCAAAUUUAAAGCCUUUUGAGUCCCCUUUCUUGACUCGGUCAACCACAGCAACCUUCAAGGGCCAUAGGACUUCCUUAAAGGUCUGCUUUUACCUCUCAUACACCUCAAUGAGCUUAUAAGAGAUGACCUGGGGUUCUGACAGACCUCUGAUGUUUGAUUACAGACCUAUAAUUCUAAGAAGCCUGGAACAACUUACUCCUUAAAUAACAUUAAAUGACUGUUUAAAUGAACCCAAGUACUUCUAAUAGCUGCUCAAAGGGCUCCUGGAACUUCCUCAACCUAAGACCUCCCACCUAUAUUUUGCUAUUUUUGGUCACAAAUAUAUACACAUCUUUUUUUCAGGAUCUCUUCUUCGCUUGUUUCCAAACAUUGAGGACCAUUAUUUCUUAUUUUGCAGACAAGCAGGGAACUUUCUUGUCUUUUGUUGAUCUUUCGUUGCCUCUUAUUGGACACUACAGUCAAGGGAACAAUAGAAGAAGAAUAUGAAACCAUUUUCACAGAAAAAGACGUCAUCAACACCCGGAAGACAUGAGUGGCAUUAAGCGAUCACAAUCUUUUUUUUAUCACAACAAUCUGAUAAAUAAUCCUGUUUUCACCGGUAUAUCACUGCAGAUUUACCAUCAAACGUCUCUGAUCAAACACCUGUUUUUGUGGCUGGACUGUAAACCUUGUGGCAGGUGUAGAAAUAAACCCUCGAUAUUUCGUAGAGAUAUGCAGUAUAGUUCCUGAGAAACUGUAAACAAUAUUAAUGGUGUCAUGUGGGAUCGCUGGCGAUCCAGCUGAGUUCUAAGUGUUAAGGUUCCAGAGCACUUUCUCAAAGACCAUUUGACUCUCCCCAGGGGUCUUUUCUAUGUAAAGAGGUCAAGUGGAACCACCUGGAAGACUACGGUGAUGCUCCUUGAGGACCCCAACCACCAUUCCCCUCCAGAGAACAUCCUUGGGGGUCAUUUGAGCCACCACCAGGACCUUCUUGUACCCCUCAAGGAUCCUUGAACGUAGUGCAAUAAUUCCAGGACCCCUCUUUGUGUUAAAUUUGGCCUACAGUCCCUCAGACUGCUGAUAAGACAAGAGCCGACAUGUCCUCACUCUAACUAGAUGUCCUCAGUCACUCAGUCCUCACAAGGAUAGAAAUUCAGGAACAAAGAGAAUAGAGGAUGAAGGAGCUCAUAUUCUACACACACACACACACACACUGCAAACACGACACUUUGUAGAUGAAGGGAGAUGAAAAAAGAGAAUUGAAAGUCUGUGUGUGUUUGUGUGUGUGUAAUGCAGUAUUUGGGGGUAACCUUCAUCACCUGGUGACACAUAUGAAGGACACACACGUAUGCUGGCUUCCUGCCAGCGUGGCGUGUGUGUCGAAGGAAGAAAGAAAGAGAGGGGUGAGCGAGAAAAAGAGAGAGUGGUGGGAGGAGAGAGAGGGAGGUGGGAGGAGAGUGGCGUUGCAGCGAGUGGAGCUGCAUUUCUGCUGCUGCUCCGUCUGCUGCAGCCUCACCGCUGUGUGUGUGAGUGUGUGUGUGUGUGUGUGUCCUCAGUGUGUUUGUGUGUGUCUUUCUUUGGCGUCGUCAUGGUUCUGAUCGGAGCGGCGAUCAAAUCCGUCCUGAAAUAUCUAAACAGGACCAGAGGUGAGUGUGUGCGUCAUUUUUAUCUGCAUGUGUGUGUUUGUCUGUGAUGAUGGACCGCAUUUGCAUCUGAGCUGCCGGGCGAGCGAGCAUCACUCUAUGAAGAGAGAGAGAGAGAAAGGGAGAGAAGUUGACCUCAUUACAUGUAGAUCUCUGAUUGGUUGUCAUUGUUAAGGUUAACAGCUUUAGCACCUCUGUAAGUGAGAGUUCCAGGUGUGCUCAAAUACAGGUAACCAGUGAAGCGCAGACAGCUCAGUCAAGGACUCCGUCAGUCCCUCCAAGGACCCAGUCUCCCCUGGACUCUCUUUGAGGACCCUUACACCUUCUUAAGGACCCUCGGUACACCUUGAGUACCUGUAAUGUCUCACCAAGGACCUCGGCACAAAGCUGUGUUGUAGUUUCAUCCUUUGACCCUUGGAUCUUCUUACACAUUAAAUCAGGAUCUCAAGGGUCCAUUUGAAUCCCCCGAGGAAUCCUGGAGAUUUCUGUCAGACUAUCAGACACUUCAGACACCCGUGGCAUCUUUUCAAGGAGCCUUUUGAGCUCAACAGAGAGGUUCGAGUAUCUUGGAGAUCUUCCACUACACAAUGACGAGAGCUAAUCAGCUAAUAAGAAAUGUUUUGGUCCUGAUUUGGCCUUCUGAUCACCAGAGACCCCCCCAAGGAUCAUUUCAAGGUCCUAUUUGUAUGGUACUCUACAUCCAAGCUGUCUUUCCACUUGAGUUUCGAAUUAAAAUAAGGUCCCACUGUGGAAGAUCUGCAGCCUCUCAGUUUCUCGCCUCAUUAUCCAUGCAGUGAUUGGAGUGCUAUGCUUAAAGGUGCUGCUCUGAUUGGCUGGGGGAAUGGUGCAAACCUGUGCAGAUUGAUGCAGAAAAAUAAACAAUAAAAAUGGAUGCAGGGCAGCUAUUAUUGAAUUGUUACAGCAGUGUGUUUAUCAGUGUUAUUUCUACUCCUUUUCUUGUGGUCCACUCUUGAUUGGCACAAACGUACAAAUUAGCGCCAGUGGUGGCCUGCACAAAAUGUAGCUGCUGUUAUCUUUGGUCCUCCAGUGAAAGAAUAGUUUUGCAUGUAUAUAUGCACAGUUUGCUCCUGUUGUGACAUCACCACAGGAGCAGAUUCAAACCUUCAGAUAGGCGGCAAAAACAAUGCAAACUUUUUGCUUCCAUGAUAUCAGGGUUGAUAAAAGUGUAUGUAUGGAUAGAUGAGGAAAAAAAGGGACCUUUGAACCUCCUUAAGAGCCUCUAUGACUUCAUGUUUCAUGGGAACUCUUCAACAGUUUGUCACCUUGACAACCACAAACAACUCCAGCACACAUGCGGGAUUUUGUUGCAAGAAAUUUGCAAGUAUAUUGUAAGGAAAUACAGUGACCACAUAAUCUAAUUGUUAUUUAUAUAAUGGAGGUUUAAAACAGGAGUAUAACUGAAGAUAUUUCUGCUCUGGCGCUGUUCAGCUAGAGAGACUCCUGACACGGCUCUUCUCUUUUUAUGUCUUUUUGAGUGCAGAAUUCUGACUAUAAAUACUUAAUAUUCCUGCUGAUGCUGCUGAGAUUCAGCGCUGAGACAAUAAUCACAGCAGAAAGUCCACAGGCAGCUGUGUCAGAGAUUUACUUGCUCUCUUAGUGUUACAGCUUUAUGGACACACCAAACAGCAGCUUUUGAGGUUAAUACAGGUUGUCAUAUAAACCUUAAAGGGGAAGCUGUUAUCAGUGGGCUGCAAUGUGCAAUCUAACCACUAGAUGGCAGUAAAUUCCACACACCGCUCCUUUCACGAGAUGGUCAGGACUGUUUAAAAUUCUGCUGCAGGUUGGUCACUCAGUUUAAAGCAUCGAUGGUAGAAAAAUGCAGAAGUACAAGAGUUAUACAGAGUAUUAUAAUAGUUAAUGAUGUUAUUUAACUCGAUAUCAUGUUAUACACCGAUCAGAUGGAGCUUGUUUGAACCGUACAGCUUUGUUAUGACUCCAGGAUUAAAUCUGACAACAUGCGAUAAAUGUGUUCAAAUAAAUUAGCUGAUUUCUCCCACAUAUCACUGAGCCUUUAAGUGACACUAAAUCACUGAAGCAGUAAAAGUGUUGUUAUCUUUCCAACAGUCAACGCAUGUCGGUAAAUGACCACUUUUCCCUCCAAUCUGCAGAAAACUGUCUCGUUAUCUUUCACAUCUGUCAAUUAAGCACCUCAGACUGCUGCUCCUUCACAAUAAAAGCCCUCAGGCUCUGUGUGAGGUGACCUUGAGGAGUGCUGAGUGCUGCAACACUUAUCAUCACAGUUUCCCCCUCGCUUUUGUGUGUGAAUGAAUCUGCUGAAACGAGAUUAAACCCUCUCUCUCUCUCUCUCUCUCUCUCUCUCUCUCUCUCUCUCUCUCUCUCUCUCUCUCUCUCUCUAUCUCUCUCACUCUCUCUCACACUCUCUCUCACUCUCUCUCUCGCUUGCUGCAGCAGGAGAUGGAGACAAGAAGUGGUCCGUCCACUACACGACCCAGAAGCCCCAGCAGGGUCUGGUCUUCAUCCCUGGAAAAAGACGAUCAGGCAGCGCAGACGAUCUGCAAGGUCAGAGGUCAAAAUGAGAGAUAAAAACUCACCAAAUGCAGCAAAUGUGGGUCAAUCUGAUGCUGAAAAUAGUCCCUGACAAAUAUAUAUAUUGUGUUUAGUAGAAAAUAAAUCAAAUAGUUAAAAAGAUUUGAUCUAUCUGAUGCUGUCAGAUGUCUGAUGCCAAGCUCCACUUUAAGAAUCUCAAUCAGUGAAGAAAUCAGCCGAUAAACACGCUUUAAAACCUUAAUCUGAUCAUUAAUUAUGUUCAUAAUCCUACAUGGAGAGUCUCUUUGAGAUCUCAGGACGUUUUGUUCCUCACCUGUGAAUAAAUCCCCCUCUCUGUUAGGUUUGCUGCAGCCUCCACUGCUGCAUUAAUCAGGCUUUUAUCGAUUAAUUAAAGCUCUUAUUUUGGUGAUUUUGGCUCUUAUUGAACGCUGAGAGGGCAGACUGCUGCAGGGGUCUGUCUGCAGCACACACACUCACACACACACACACACACACACACUCAGACCGCAGACUGCAUCACAGGCGCUGCAGUGCUACAUGUCGCCCCCCGCCCCAUUUCACAGACAAAAGAGCUCCUCUGGUGUUUAAUGUAUGGAUUCAGGCUGGAUCUAAAGUUGGUUUAUUGAUCGAUUAUUGGAAGACAGCCAAAUAGAAUCACUCCUCUUUACAUCUGAUCUGUUUAUUUACCGCAGAUCAACCAAAAUGCAUCAAAUCUGUCCUCCUGUUCGGGCCACUUUUCUAAUUAUCAUUCAUAAAGUUUUGAUCAUGAUUACAGAGAUAACAAUAUCAGUGAUUGAUCAUCUUUCACGUCUAAUUUUGUGUGUGGGCAGCAUGUAAUGGGCUGACUCAGCAUGGACGACCCAGCAGCUGUCAGCCCCGCCCACCGAGCCCAUCAUCUUCUGGGCUCGACCAAUCAGAGGGCAGCACCCUCCGCAGACGAUGGAAGGACAAAAGCAGGAAGAUGGUUGGUGACACACACACACACACUCACACACACACUAUGACAAUAUUUACAUGGAUACAGUGAUGAUCCAUGAAUUUAAAUGAGGCUGAACAGACUGCAGUAAAAAUGAUUCCUCUGUUGGAUUGUUUGGAUUCAUUUUGAUUUUAUUUUCACUCUGUUUCUGCUCCCUCUGCUCUCAGAGGUCCAGAUUUCUGGACUUCUUUUCUCAGUCUUGCUUUGCAGUUUGUUUCAAGUGUUCAGUUUGGAGGAGAAAGGUAAAUGAGGACAAAAGUAGACUAGACCAGACUAGGAUAAACUAGACUAAUGAAUCUAGUCCCUAACUCUAGUCCCCCUUGCACCUAGAUCUAAAUGAAGGGCCCUGCAGAAUCUAAACCCAAGUGUUUUAACCUGAACUUUAUGUUACUGAGUAAAAUCUCUGGGGGAAUCUUGAUAAACAUAUUCUGAACCAGAUCACAAUGCGGUCUACUCACUUAAUCCAGGUCUGCUCUGGUUUAGUUAAACUCUAACCUCAAAUGUCUCAGUUUGCCAUGUUGGUGUGUGUGCUCUCAGUCCUCAGCUCUCUCUGAUGAAGACGAAAGAAUUAUAAUGAAUAACAUGCGACCCAUGACCCCCUUGGUCCUCAACCCGGUCCACAGCACCACCUCUUGGGAUAUCUUUACCCCAACCUAUGAGCCGACCAUAGAGAUGGAGGUAGAGCCGAUGUCCAGGCUUCCAACACCAGAGGAGAAAAUGAGACAGCAGGCGGAGGCGGUCGGAGCUGAUAUUGUCCCCAUCAACAUAACAGGUGAGGGACUGGACUCAGAGACAGGAGCUUUUGAACCAAUCAACCAAUUUUGAACCUAACUUGGAAAAGGUCUUUACUCGAGCAAGACUCUCUGUAAGCCAGUAUCGGGUUUUAACUGGUACAAACGCUUGUGUUACAAACUGAGCAGAGUUACUCAUGCACUCAUUUCAGGUGCCAAUUUUGAUCGUCAGGCAAGUUUUCGUAAAACAGCUGGUAACACUGACUCUAUAAAUCGGCGACCCCACAACCUGGGCAGACGAAAGACAAUCACUGGAAUUCCUGAAGGUGCUGUCCAGAAGAAGGGUAUACCUUUCAUCCAAUAAUUACCCCAAUCUCUCAUUUUCAUUUUAUCUUUUAUUUUCAGUUUUUGCUGUUAAGCUACUCUAAUUUAUUCCAAGACUUUUCUUUCUCCGCCCUUAGUCCCUCCAGAUUCGCCCUCAGCAUCUGCUGCUCUUCCUGGUCAGUUCUCCACCGUGGGUCGACCUGCCUCCUGCUGCAUGUCCUCACACAAAGAGAGGAAAAAAGGAGAGGAAGCAGAGGAGAGAGGGAGAGGAGAGGUCAGAGAGAAGAAAGGACAGUCACUGGGAAGAAGGAUCCGUGCCCCAAGAGGAGAGGGGAUGUCAAGCCUCAUGGCCUCCCUCACCACUUCGCCACAUGGCAUUUCCCGCCAUAACCAUGGCGCCUCAUCGGAGUUCAACAGCCUCCCACGUUUGGCAACCAACUCCUCUCUGAACUCCCAGACCAGCUGCACCAGUGUUUCCUACAGGACGCUCAGUGCCUCGUCAUCUCGCAGCCAGGUCAGUUUGAGAAAAAUCCUCACAGGUAUGAAAACCACACCUGAAACAGCUAACACCCUGACCUUGCCUUUUUUUAAAUCUUUUUGCUCCAGUCACAGGAUCUGCAGGGUUUUCCGAGUGACCUCCAACCCCUGCUGCCCUAUGACCACACUACCACAGCUGUCCCCACAUCUCCUUCUUCCUCUUCCACCUCCUCCUUUCCAUCCUUAUCCCUUACCUCCUCUCUUCCUAGCACCCCAAAACACACAAUGCAGUCAGAGUGGUCUUACCCAAGCGAGAGGCCCUUGAAUGAGGCUGCGCAUCAUCCCAGCUCACCUUCCUCCUCCCAGUAUCUAUCCUCUUCCUCAAUUGCACAUUCAGACUCCCAGUGUAGCUACCAGGGUCUGAAUGGUCCAACUUCCACCUGGCAGAACUCUGAGUGCACCUAUGAUGGUGGCUCUUACAACCAUGAGACGUGGGACUACAGGGUGAUGUCCCCCAGCUCAAGUGUCCAGAGUGGGGUCGACUGGAACGGCCUCCCCCAGGAGAUGAGGUGUGUUUCUGGGGAUGGUUGGAGCUGCGACCCCCUGCUCUCCUCGGGUCGCUCCACACCCUCACAAACCGACAGCCUUUCUGUGUGUUCAGAGAAGAUAACCUCUUCUCCCUCACUAAACCGGGACAAGAGAAAAUCCAGUACCUCCUCCUCUUACUCUCGCACUUCCACUCGAAGCAUCUCCCUGCGCAAGUCCAAGCGCCCCCCUGCCCCACCACUACGCUCAGACUCUCUGAGACGCCGCUCCGGUCGAAGCAAACCACCUCGCUCCUCUUGCAGUCCCCGCUUGGAGCACAACACCAAGCCGACGCCCACCUCUUCUCCUCAAACCUUCCAUGAUCCCUGGGUGCCGAGGAGCAACUCAAAAAGACGCCAGAGUGGACUGAAUUGUGGAACUGUUACUACAUUUGAACCGUUAAUCCAGGACAGCCAGGUGGCGACCUCUGUCGAGUAUCCUCCCUCUGAACAAAUACCACCAAGUCCCCGGCAGUCCCAGUCCCGGGACAUGACCCCUGGACUCCAUGGCUCAGAGGAGGACACUCUGACAUUGACUCUAAACUCCCCACCUGCUGCUUCUUCUGUGGCUGAGCUGCAGCGCCUUGCCUCACCCUCGAGCGGCUACUCCAGCCAGUCCAACACACCUACUCCUGGCACCCCUGUGUCCUCCCCCCUUUUUCCAUCCUCCCCUCUCACAGCAAGUCCAGGGACCUUCUCCCACACACCAACCUCCCCUUUUUCCUCUGUGCGCCAGUCCUCCUCUCCUCUCGCUCCAGCUGCCUCCUCCCUGCCCAGGAUAAGGUCUCAGGCAGAGGGACAAUCAAAACCUCCUGUACCAGAGAGGAAAUCCUCCCUCUUCUCUUCCCAAUCCUCCUCAUUUUCCUCCACUUCCUCACUCUCCUCCUGCACCUCCUCAGACUCUGCUCCAAAGCCUGCUCAUCUCCCUGCUCCACCCCCACCUCCACCUCUUCCUGAAUCUUCCUCACUUUUGCCUCCUGUCUUCUUCUCCCCUCCUCCUGCUCCUACGCUUCCCCAGCCACUGACUUCCAUAACACUCUCUGCUGCUCCCUCUCCUUCACCUCCAUCUAAUCCUCCACCUCCCCCUCCUCCUCCUCCUCUUCCACCUUCUCCUCGUCCGCCUCCUCCCCCAUACUCCUAUGCUGUUCGGCAGUCCUCCAAGUUAUCAUCAGCCAAAUCUCCAACAACCUCCAUCCCCCAGUCUCCUCUUCCUCCACCCUCUCCCCUUCCUACCAGUUCAGAAAUCCCAGAUAUGCCAAAAGCUGACCCUCCACCACCACCUCCUCCUCCCCCUCUUCCAACUACACCUCUAUCCCCUGCAUCUCCUCUGUCCCUUCCAGGCCUCAGUAAGUCUCUAAUCCUCUUGAAAGCAACCACGCCCCCCUGUCCUUUAGUCACCACCCAAGCUUUGCAGGGUGUGAAGCUUCGCUCAGUCAGGAACCAGGAUGACCAGUCGGCUGAUUCCAUGGUAACCACUGCUGAUGGUUCACCCCACAGCCAUGCGGACACAAUGUUAGCAAAUGUUCACCAUGCAAAUACCAUCCAUGAUCUGCCGAGCGCAGAUGGUGCUGCACUAGUUAAUGCUGAUCUUGAUGACCAGGCAAUCAUUGAAGCUAAGCUAACUGGAACUGGAUCACAUAAUGAUGUAUGUAAUGAUGCACAGCCAGUAGGACAUGAUCCAGAAAAGGAGUACUACGAUCUUACCACUAACAAAGCCAAGACACCAAGCAAAGAGUCCCCUUAUGCUAGUCCUCAGAGAAUUCGCGGCACUACUGCUAGCCAAACACACCAAAAAAGCUACACGGCUAAGCUAGCUGAUGGUGCAGAUCCUAGAGAAACUCAGAACAAAGAACAAAAGGAGGAUUCAGAAGUGUACGCUACAUCAUCGAACAAUCAUAACUCCAGUCCUGAUGGUCCUUGGGUCAGAAUGUCACUCAACGCUGACGAAAACUUGGACAACCCAAGAAUCCAACACCUGCAUUUGCAUCACGAUGAAGAUGCUCAAGUGUCAAAGUCAGGAAAUAGACAAGGAAACACUGAGGAGGUUUGGCAAAUGGACCCUUCAUACUGGACCCUCUCUGGAACCAAAAAAGAGUCUCACAGAGGACAGAGAGUGGCACAGACUGACAACAAACACAACGCAAAGAUGAAUAACCAGAUGAGUCCUGAAAAGGUAAACCACGGCACAGCUGGAGGAAAUCAAGGCACACACACGUACAGUGAUUUCAAACACAGCAACAGAAUUGCCGGAUCUGGGAGUCCAAAGAAUCUGAGAUCUCCUGAGAAGCCAGUCCUGCCGAAGAAGCCCGAUCUUUGCAUCCUUGGUCUGAUGGCUUCCCCUGAUACCAGAAGAGGACCAGGUGACUGGAAGAGCAAUGAACCAUGCAGAGCACUCUCACCUGGACUUAACAACCAAUCCCAGAUUCUCGCUGAUUUGAUGGACACACCCUCAAAAAUGCAUCAAACUGCGCUGCACAGAGCACCCUCACCGAAGCACCUGGAGACAAUGAAUAUGCAAGCAGUGAAUGCUGAUUGGCCUUUGAACACAACACCUACUGACUCACCUGUCAACUCCCCUCAGAGACAAAAACCCACAAUUCCCCACAAGAAGCCGGAUCUUUCACUGAGCUCGCCCAAAACGUCCAAAGUGGUCACCAAAGGGGAGCCACCCAAAAGCCCUUCCAGGACUUACAACUCUCUGGAGAAUCCCAGGACUUCACAGACUCCGAGAACAACCAGCAACAUGCCGGGAAUAAUGGGCCCCACCCUCAAUGGGAACAUGGGUACCCCAGGAACUUGGGACACCAUGCAGACCAGAGGUUCCUUAGGGAACAUGGGGAUUUCCUCAGGGAUCAUUGGAGCUCCUGAAACCUGCAGCAACAAAUUGCCUCCCAACAACAAUAUAGAUAGAAGAACAGCUACUCUGGAGAACUGUGGCACCUCAGGCACAUGGGGAACCUUGGAGACCUGUAGUUUUCCCUCAAGGGCCCACAGACUGACAUCUACUCAAAAAGGAGGUCCUCGAACUGGAGCAGCAGAUCCCUAUGAGACUAAAAUCAUCUGCACAAGACCUCAUAAAAAUGAUGAUGUAUUCCAGCAGAGAAUGAUGAGGUCCUCGCUGGCUGAAGAAGAAGACGAAGAAGAAAAGACCACAGUGAUGUCAUCGACCAUGAGAAAAAAAGACAAACCAAGAAAGAGGAGGAAGAGGAGGGUCGGCAAGCAGCUGCUGAUCAUGUCAUCAACACUGGAGCCCUCCCCAUCUUCCUCAUCAUCCUCCUCCUCAUCUUCCUCAUCAUCAACCUCCUCGUCAUCCUCUUCCUCAUCUGGAGACGAGCUAGAUGUCGCAAAUGACAAAACAAUGCAAAUGAGGCAUAUGACAAGGAUGGCCAAAGCGUGUGACGAGGGCAGUAGUGACUCUGAAACCUCCUGCUCUCUGAUUGGUCACAAGUACCCUCUCGCAGGUGCACUGUCCACCGACAGCCUGCAUGGGGAGCUGUUGCUUCCAGAACUUCUUAUUCAGGAACCAGAGGAAGAGAAGAAAGAGAGGCCUAAGGAGGUAGUAGCCAGGAGGCAAGAGGAGGGAACAGAGACCGGAGGACCAUCAGAUGGUGAGUAUGGUUUGUGGGAGCCACCCUGAACCCUCUUUGUCCACAUUUCUGUACAUAUGUUCAGCAAGUCAGUGAACUCUCUGUAUUUUACUGUUUUAGCGGAUCUGUUUGUCAGAGUUUCGGCUGAUCAGAUGUUUGUCUCCAGUCGACCACGGACCACAGAUGAUCUGUUUGCUGUCAUCCACAGGUAGGAACAUAAAAACACCCGCUGCAGAUUCACGAACUGUGUCAGUCCGUCAUGUACAAACUCAUGUGUCUGAUUCUUUCCUCUGUGUCGGUGAAGCAGUGCAGUAUGGGAAGGUACAGCUUGAGUACCCUGAUAGGCAGGUGCUGACUGAAGGUAAAGAUCACAGGAAGCAGCGUAGAUCGAAUUUAGUUUUGACCCCUGGUAGUAUGAGUUAUGUAGGUUACCCAUCAAUCCAGAUGUCCUGGUUUUCAUUGGUCGUACACAUCCUUACCCCUACCUCCCAUUUCCUUUUUCCCAAAUUGGAAUCUAAUUUAUUUCUGUGUAACCCCCUUGACUCUUAUUGAAUAAUUUGUUUUUAUUCAUGUUAAUUAAACACAAUCACUGGCUCAUUAGUCUGUUGUGUUUUCUUGUCCUGGCAAGGUUUGAGGCUUUUCCUCCCUUUUAUGACACGUUUCAUAUCUUCUUUUGCACCCAUGUUUUGAUAGGCCAGUUGGUUUCCCAUCAGAGUUGACUCUGUGGGCAAAGUAGUCCCAGUAGUAACUGGUUCGGUUCAACAACACAAGGUGUUAAAGGGAUAUUCCAGCGUAAAAUUAAUUUAGGGUCAAACACACCAUAAUAUCGAGUUAGACACCCCCUCGGGAGAUGAAUGUUGCUGACCGCUUACUUCUCUAGUUAUACCAACUUUAGUAACAACCGAAGGAUAGUAAUACAGAGAGGUCUGAGGAGCAAUAAACAAACCUCAACCAAAACGCCACUCUAUAGCCACAAAUAAUGCUCAGAACAGCACCUAACUUCAUCAACAGGACAUAUAGGGUCCCAGUCAUAGUACUAGACACCAAACAUCUUUUUAACUUUGACUAAUUUCUUUAGCAAAGAGACUAAACACAACUCACCUACUCUCUUCCAGCAGCCGCUUGUUAAAAAACUAAAAAGAUGUUUGGUGUCUAGUACUAUGUCUGUGACCCUAUAUGUCCUGUUGAUGAAGUUAGGUGCUGUUCUGAGCAUUAUUUGUGGCUAUAGAGUGGCGUUUUGGUUCAGGUUUGUUUAUGGCUCCUUAGACCUCUGCGUAUUGCUAUUGUCUUUACUAAAGUUGGUAUAACUAGAGAAGCAAGCGGUCUGAAAUCAGGAUUUGUCAGGUCUGUCCACAGGAUAAUCCAGCAAAAACAUUCUAUCCUUCGUAGUUUGAAAAUAUUAGCGACUUAGAUUAACUUUGCUCCUUUCCUCCACAUCAGUGACCCCUCUGUCUCUGGACCCCCCCUCACCCUGAACUUCAGGUAGAGCUCAGCUCGACUGAUCCGGUUCUUUCUCCGUUUUGCUCAGGUCAAAGAGAAAGAUGCUCGGACGGUGGGGUUCGGAUGACGACAGACGUCAUACCUCAUCUUCCUCCUCCUCCUCCUCCUCCCCUCCAGUCUCCCCAACAGACCCUCUCCCCCGUCCAACUCAACGUGCAACCCCCAGAGGUCAAAGGUCAGCGAGAAGCGAGAGCUUCAAGGCCCUCCUGCUGAGGAAAGGCAGCCGCUCUGAUUUAUCCUCUCGGGUUUCGGCUGUGGAGCGACUUCGAGUAGUUAUAACCUCUACGACCAAUGGCGACCUCAGGAGUGUGAUGUCCCUUCCACCUCCACCUCCACCUCCACCUGAGGAAACUAACAACACACCAGUGCACUUGUCCUGCACGUCCAACACCUGUGACAUGAACACCCACCUGACUCUGGAUGUCCCUGUGUCUCCCACAUCUCCCUGCGGUCAGAAUUUCUCCAUGAUGCUCAGCUGGAGUCAAAACCACCUCCUCCUUAACUCCUCCUCCUCCUCUCACUUCUUCUUCCUCUCCUCCUCCUCCCUACGUCCUCGCUCCCGUACUCCUCCCUGCUCCUCCAGCCGACGCUUUGCUGCUCGCUGCCGCCUCUAUGCCGCUCCCAUGACGGCCAUUUAUGAGGAAGAGAGUGAGGAGGACAAAGAGGAGGAGGACAACGACGACGACGAAGUUUUUAUGGAGUCUCCGGGAAGCGAAGGUGAACCGAGUCAGAGGUUGGUGGAGACUUUGUGAGGACGAGGUUGACAGAAAUCAGCAGAGGACUUGAUUUAUCUCCUCAAAACCUGAAUGUGACGGGAUCCUAACCAACAUGUCACACUGCCUCUGCAAACCGGCCUGAUCUGACGGACAGUUGGAAGCCGCUGAAUUGAAUGUACAGAAGCACAAAGAACGUGCCUCUAGUAGCAACACUGAACUACAGGAGCCUGGAGGGGACAUGUGGUUUAAGUCCUCGUGUUUUUUCUUAUGCCUGUUGUGUAGAAAUCUCAAGACGUCAAACUUGUUGCGAUUAUACGACAAAGUUCCUGUGAAUCUGAGAAAUAACUCGACCCCAACACCUCAAGUUAACGUACUUAAAGUAAAACUACGAGAAUUUUCGUACAUUUUUGUCUUUUGCUUGAUUAAGAUUUUGUCUUUUUAUACUACUUGCACGAUACUGGAUAAAUAUUUAUAUUCUUUUUGUUACUUUAAAUAUGUUAAAUUGUCCUGAACUUGUAAGAAAACUAUCAAUUCAUACCCAUUAACGUAUGUUUAUGUCUAGUUUAAUGUAACAGAUUUUGACGUAGAAGAGUUUGAGUUUCUGGGAUCACAGAGAAUUUUGGAUGUUUAUCAUAUUAAUCUUUAAUGCAAAUAUUCUAUUGUGGAAGCUUUAUGCAGCGUUGCCAUCACUUAUUAUGUGAUGGUUGAAGCAGUUAAGACUGCAGUCAUUUAACCAAUUUUAAGAUCGACAAUCUGCCUCAACUAUGGGCACAAAUUUAAGGUGUAAAUCAGCAAAUUUUCCAAAAUGUGAAUGUGAAAGUAUCUCCCCCAAAUUAUCAAUACAAUGUCACGUAUUAAUUUAACACACGUCCAAUUCUUUAAAAAAAAUAUACAGAUUUUGAUGGUUUGCAAAUCACUGAAGGUCAAUAUUUAACUGCGAAAAGUGUAGAGACAAAAAAAUAUAUAAUAAUCAGCUUUGUCUCUUUCUUAUUCACUAAAUCUUAAAGUAAUAUUAUGAACUGUGGAUUAUUCUCGAGUCCCUUUGAAACACAAAUGUUGCCAGUAAGUUUGAAAAUGUUCCCCAUGUGUUUUUUUUUAGCAUUGCACAACUUUGUCAGUGUUAUUUUUCCUCUGUGAACGAGCUGUUUUGAAACAUGGUGUUUUAUAAAUGAGACUAUUUUUAGUUUCAGCAUUUGAGCAGUUGUUUUUGCACUCUUUCCAAUUAGGCAUGGACUUUCAAUGAUUUGCAAACCGUAAAAAUCUGCUUUUAUCAACAUUUUAAACGGCGUUGAAAUGAGCGUUAUGUUUCAGCUGUGUUUAAUGAGGAGAUUUGUUGUUUGUGUAACCUGGACCUGACCUUAAACUGAGCACAGUGUGUCAGCUUUGUAAUCUGUGAACACUCGCAGAAAACAUCUGUUCAUUUGUGUGUUAUGAUCCUUUUUCAUGUGAUUCAUCUCAAAGUGAGACUCAUUAAUGUGCAUAAAAAUCUUAACUGUACUGGUAUCUCCCUAUAACAGAGAUCAACGACACAUUUUUCUCCCGAUUGAUAUAACAAAGUCGGAUUUAGUCCAGUCAGCAUGGGCACAUCUCCAUUUUCUAUACCUGAAACUAACAUGUUUUGAUUUGUACUUUAAGACUUUAGUCUCAUUUUCUAUUUAACCACCAGCUAUAAGCUGAAACUGCAUCAAGUAAGUGCUGUAGAUAGGCCUGUCCUGUAAAUAACACUGUGUUAAACUAACUCAUCCUGUUAUGAUGUUUAUUAUAUCCUGCUGCUGACUCUUUCCUCAUCUCUUUUUGUAGCUCUUAAUCAGCUAAGUGUUCGUCUGGACAAGUUUUCUUCUCCAGUAAAGUAGCAGAUAGAAAGAAGUCACAAGAGUCCGAGUCACGAUGUAAGAUUUUAGGACAAAGAUGUUGAAUUUAGGAGCAUAAUAAGUGUCUGUGUGUGGGAGGUCAGAUUGACUGUUUCAACCAUGAAAUACUGCAUUUGAACAGGAUAAGUGGAAUUUUGGAUGGAGAUUGAAGGGCUGUGUCUGUACGUGCUGAGAGAAAGGCAAGAGACCAGAGUCAUAAAACAGAAAGAAUAACCGUGUAAAUAAAGGAAAGUGUUUGUUUAUGAGCAGAUGGACAAUAAAAGCAAUAAAGAGCAAACUGAGUAUCAAA
This is a messenger RNA of Xyrichtys novacula (pearly razorfish), 19658 nucleotides long. NCBI's taxonomy places the organism in Eukaryota, Metazoa, Chordata, Actinopteri, Labriformes, Labridae. The record is from the annotation of a GenBank genome assembly.